This is a messenger RNA of Bradysia coprophila, 2312 nucleotides long. RefSeq names its product lysosomal dipeptide transporter MFSD1-like. Gene Ontology annotation, cellular component: lysosome. Lineage: Eukaryota; Metazoa; Arthropoda; Insecta; Diptera; Sciaridae. Gene Ontology annotation, molecular function: transmembrane transporter activity. The record is from RefSeq and is a predicted model, not a curated record. Gene Ontology annotation, biological process: transmembrane transport.
AGGCACAGUGGCUUCGUUUUUCGUGACAUUUUGGGCUCAGGUUGCGCGAUGAUUAGUAUGAUAAAAGUUUGUUAUGUCAACAACGUCAACAAAAAAUAAUAAAGAAAACAGAAGAAUUUUUCAAUAUUUUUCGACUAAAUUAUUGCUGCAAGCCAGUGGACAGCGUUAAAUACGAAAUAAAACUGACUGAAAAGCAACAUAGUCAAUUUCAAUUGCAGUGAUUUUUACGAAAUAAAAGCAGUGAAGUGUUCAAUGAUGGAAUAAGUAAUUUUCCGGAUGCAGUAACAGCACUUUCAAUUAACUUAAUAUUAGCCGAGACAAACACAAAACAAUUUUAAUAAAAUGCCGAGAGAUGAUGGAACCAAUCCCAUACUCGGUGAUACUGACGAUCCCAGCAAUGACAAUGAAUUGGAUGUACAAACUGACUGCUGCAGCAAAUUCGCAUGUUGCGACCCAAAAUCAACAUUCCAUCGAUUUUUGGCGUUGAUGCUGAUGUGCUUGAUAGGAUUCGGAUCAUACUUUUGCUAUGACAACCCUGGCGCACUUCAAGAUAAUUUCAAAAAAGACUUGGGCCUGACCACCACACAGUUCGUAUGGCUGUAUUCGAUUUAUUCGUGGCCCAAUGUCGUACUUUGUUUUAUUGGAGGAUUUUUGAUCGACAGAGUAUUUGGCAUCCGAAUGGGCACCAUUAUCUACCUCUUCAUACUAAUGAUUGGACAAUUGAUAUUCGCAAUGGGUGGAAUGAUGGAUAUUUUUUGGCUGAUGAUUGUGGGCCGUUUCGUUUUCGGAAUCGGUGCCGAAUCGCUUGCUGUUGCCCAAAACAACUAUGCCGUUUUGUGGUUUAAAGGAAAAGAACUGAACAUGGUGUUCGGCUUACAAUUGUCGUUUGCUCGGGUCGGAAGCACUGUCAAUUUUAUGAUAAUGGAACCACUGUAUAAAUACGUCAGUCAAUUUUACAAAGGACACAUGUGCACCGGCGUCGUUUUACUGCUCGCAUCGAUUACAUGUUUAAUGUCAUUUAUUUGUGCGCUACUACUCGGCUGGAUGGAUAAGCGCGCCGAACGAAUUCUGCGAAGAAAUGAUAAUCCCAGCGGAGAAAUUGCCAAAUUGACUGAUGUUAAGACAUUCAAAGUUACAUUCUGGAUGGUGUCAGUGAUUUGUGUGGCUUAUUACGUAGCAAUUUUUCCAUUUAUUGCCCUGGGAAAAGUGUUUUUCAUGCGAAAAUACGACUUUUCCGCAGAGGAUGCAAAUACGGUCAAUUCGAUAAUUUACAUUAUAUCAGCUGUGGCUAGCCCUGUCUUCGGAUUAGUUAUCGAUAAAACGGGCAGAAAUGUUAUGUGGGUAUUCCUGUCAGUAUCGGUUACCAUCGGUGCCCAUUCUCUGUUGGCAUUCACCUUUGCGAAUCCCUAUUUUGGAAUGGUGAUCAUGGGGCUGGCAUACUCUAUGUUGGCUAGCAGCCUAUGGCCACUGGUCGCUUUAAUUAUACCCGAAUAUCAACUGGGAACCGCUUAUGGAAUAUGUCAAGCGGUUCAAAAUCUCGGAUUGGCUGUUAUAUCGAUGAUAUCUGGCAUGAUUGUUGAUAACGGUGGUUACUUUAUGCUUGAAAUAUUCUUCAUCGGAUGGCUCAGCAUUGCAUUAAUUGCGACAGUCGUCAUUUGGUUGUAUGAUACCAAUACAAAUGGAAAUUUGAAUAUGACACCGCGUGAACGGGAACGACACACAAAUGAAAUCACAUCAAAUGCUAGCGCUAAAAUGUUAGGCAGUUCUUCUGUCGAGGAAAUAUCACCAGAAGAUGUACUCAAUCAAUCGACACCAUCCAUGCGAAAUCGAUACAUUAGACGGACUGGAGUUGAAGCUGGCACUGCGAGCGACUGUGAACCGUUGCUGGACGAGUAAUCAGUUCAAUGUGUAACGUAAUGCUUAUAUAUUUGUGAAUUUUACUAAUAGACCUAUAUAUAUUGUGUGUGUUGCCUCUAGAAUCAUGCAUAAAUUUGUUGCCAAAAGAAAGUGAGCGGAAGGGAGAGGACCUUUCACUAGUUUGUUUUAGUGAGGGAUUUUCGAUUCGUUUUGAAUUUUUAGUAAUUUUGAUUUAUGUUCUGAGAGUUUAUUGGAUGUAAAGGAUGUAAAGGAUGUUAUGAUUUUUUAUAAUUAUUUUGUUUGAUUCAAAGAAAUUGUAAAUGGAUUAUUUCGAAAAGGAUGCAAUGAUCAGGCUCGAAAUAUUUGAAGUAUUUUCCCAAUUGUUUUUUUUUAGAAUGUUAUGACUACGCUAGCCGCCUGUCGUGUAUUAUGAAAUUAAAAUUAAAAGAGAACAA